Spodoptera exigua (beet armyworm) is the source of this 1791-nucleotide messenger RNA. Lineage: Eukaryota; Metazoa; Arthropoda; Insecta; Lepidoptera; Noctuidae. The record is from the annotation of a GenBank genome assembly.
GCUACAUGGCGCUUAGCACGUUCCACCGCCUUAGUAUAUAAGGAAAACUUGCGUUACGUUGCACCAGCAUUACUGAUCAUUUAGCCAUUGAUACAAGUGCGUUGCACAGGACGCGUAUCGUUUGACAGUGUCACACAAUAACAGAAGCGCGCGUGCUUUUGAGUGAUUAACUUGUAUUGUCGUGUGUGCGGAGUGCGGAAAAUAUUUAAUUAACUAUAUGUGUAAAUUGAAAAUUUUAAUUAUUUUAUAAAAAUAUUUUAAAUAAUGGAAGUGCCUGUGAGGGAAAGUCUUAUGUGGCGAGUUCUUCCUGCCCGCUACAUAUUAUCUGUUCUGGGCUCCAUAGGCUUUGCAAUAGUCUAUGGGUUGAAGGUGAAUCUCUCGGUCGCUAUGGUGGGGAUGCUGAACCAUACUGCACUCAAGAAGGCACAAGGGGUUUCUGAUGGACACGAUUCUGGAGGUCCGGCUGAAUGCACUCCCUCAGGUGGAAAUAGUAGUGUUACUGAAUUAGAUGGACCCUUGACAUGGUCGUCGGAGGUCCAGGGAAUCGUCCUCAGUUGCUACUUCUGGGGAUACUUCAUCUCACAAUUACCUGCCGCUCGGAUCGCAGAGCUGUACUCGGCGAAAUGGGUGAUGUUCUUCAGCGUAUUCAUAAAUGUGGUGUGCACACUACUGACCCCGGUCAUGUGUAACCUACACUACUCUGGCGUCGUCCUCAUGCGCAUCGGAGAGGGAAUUGGAGGGGGUGUGACAUUCCCAGCGAUGCACACGAUGCUGUCGAAAUGGGCGCCGCCCUCUGAGAGGAGUUUCAUGGCUGCACUGACUUACGCCGGGACUUCAUUAGGCACUGUGAUAUCGAUGCUUAUGGCCGGAGUACUCACCGCUAACGUUGGUUGGGAAAGUGUGUUCUACGUAAUGGGUGGUUUGUCCCUGAUCUGGUGUGUGCUAUGGGUGGUACUGGUGCAGGACUCACCUCAGCAACAAAGGUACAUGAACGCCGACGAAAGGACCAUGAUCCUUCAAGCUUUGGGUAAUCAGGAAGACCAAGGACAUAAGCAAAAGCAUCCGAUGCCAUGGGGAGCCGUGUUCAGGUCGCCAGCGUUCCUCGCGAUCCUGGUUGCGCACACCUGUUCCAACUUCGGCUGGUACAUGGUGCUCAUUGAGCUGCCCUUCUACAUGAAGCAAGUCCUCAAGUUUAACAUGACUGAGAAUGCGUUGGCAGUGUCUAUGCCGUUCCUGUCUCUCUGGUUCUUCAGCAUGAUCCUCAGUAGGACUCUGGACUGGUUGCGCGGGAAAAAGUUCAUCUCCACUUCCACGGCGAGAAAGAUUGCCACUAUGUUCGCAUCGCUUGUGCCGGCAGUAUGUCUGCUCGCUAUCUGCUACAUCGGAUGUAACCGCAGCGCGGCCGUAGCGCUCAUGACCGUAGCGGUCACCUCCAUCGGCGGCAUGUUUUGUGGUUUCCUGUCAAACCACAUCGAUAUUUCGCCCAACUUUGCUGGCACACUGAUGGCGCUCACCAACACCGUGGCUACUAUUCCUGGCAUUGUGGUGCCUAUUUUUGUAGGCUACGUAACGGACGGCAAUCAAACUAUAUCAGCUUGGCGCAAAAUAUUCUUCACAACAAUAGGGUUGUACGCAAUUGAAUUAGUGACUUAUACAAUAUUCGGUUCUGGCGAGGAACAGCCCUGGAAUAAGGUGGAAACGGAGACAGAAGAAAGGGAAACGAAGCCCUUAAGAAAAUAAUGGAACUGAGGGAAUCUCUACCCUAAAUAAAAAGGGUAUAAAGUUAAAAAU